GAAGCUAUGGAGCGUGCCCUCCUUGAGAGGCUCCAACGCCGCCUCUCUCCCGGCGCCGCCGAUGCUCGCGGCCGCAUCCAGGCCCUAUACUCAGCCCGAUCCCUCAUCGCCAACCCCGAUUCCACCGAGUCCACCCGGCGCUCCGUCAUCGACGCUCUCGUCGCCUCCCUCCGCUACCACCAAGACGACCCCGCCUUCGUCCACCACGCCCUCAAGCUCCUCGGCGAUGCGGCUGUCCUUUGCCGCCCCUUCGCCCACACCGUGGUCGCCGCCGUUCGCCCCUUCCUCGACGGUGGCCACAGCCUGACCGCUGACGCCGUCGCCGCCCUAGCCUCCGUCGCGGAGGCCGACAAUGGAGGGGGAGGAGAAGGGUAUUCUCUCGUUGCGUCGGCAUUGGACGGCGUUCGCAUUCUUUCGCUUGCUUCUAGCCCCAUCGUGGUCGUUCGGUCGCAGGUUCUUGAUCUCUUGGUGCGGAGUGUGGAGAGGGGUCGAUUCUGGGAUUCUUUUGGGCAUCAUACAACGAUUCAAGUGUUCCUUGGGCUCGCGAUGGAUCUGUACCCACUGGUUAGAAAACGUGCUGUCGAUGGCAUAAUAGCAUUGCUAAGGGAAGCCGCAGGUGGCGUCGAUUGUUUAAUCGUGGAAUGCUGCUAUGAUCGUGCUGUUGUGCUUCUUAAGGACGAGGAAAAGCUCGUUAGAUUGACUGCCGUUAAGUUGAUCAGUGAGUGUGGGGAGCUUUUUGCAGCCAGCCAGGGGGAAACUGAGCACAGCGAGCAAAUGGAUGUGGUAUUUGUUCAACUUUGUUUGAUGGCAAGAGAUAUGCAUAUGGAAGUUAGAUUUGAAGCUUUUGUUGCGCUUGGGAAAGUAAGACUGGUACAUGAGACUGUUCUGUUACAAUCCCUCUCUAAGAAAAUUUUGGGCAUCAAGAGCGGAAAAGCCAUUGUUAAAUGCUCCACAGAAGGAACUAAAAUUUCACUGUUAUCAGCUGCUGGCGCUUUUGUACAUGGAAUUGAAGAUGAAUUCUAUGAGGUACGGGAAGCUGCCUGUAGAUCAUUGGGAAUGCUAACAAUUUUCUCUGUCAAGUUUGCAUAUGAGGCUACAAACUUACUAAUGGACAUGUUAAAUGAUGAUACAGAGGUGGUUCGAUUACAAACCUUGCAAACAUUAUCUCAUAUGGCAAAUUAUGAUCGUUUAACAAUGCAGGACAAACACAUGCAAAUGUUUCUUGGUCUAUUGGCUGAUAUUAGUCCCUCGAUAAGAUGCGUGGCAAGAAAACUGCUCCAGCUAAUUAAGUUGCCUGAUUUUGUAUCGUUUAGAGAUACAAUUGAUUGUCUCGUCAGCAAUUUAGAGGCAUUCCCAGAGGAAGAAGAAGAUAUUUUCUUCGUUCUGUUUUCUGUCGGCAAGCAGCACAAGAACUUUUCAGCCAAGUUAGCAAAAGAAUUUGCAAAAGAGAUAGAUCUAUCCUGUGGAGAGCUGAUUUUGGAUAGCCAUGAAGUGGCAGCAAAGUUAGUUUUAUUCAUCUCAUCGUCUUUCUCCAAUGGACAACGUACAACUGAUAUUCCUAUGGCUCUAUAUUCUUAUGCAGUCCCUUUUAGUGGAAGAAUCACUCAUGCCCUGAGAGGUGCUGUAGACCAAGAUUCCCUUUUGGCCUAUUUGUGUUCUUAUAGUAAAGAGAUCCACAAGAUAUGCACUUCAUCGAUGCCGAUUCAUGUUGCAAUAUCUGAUAUUACACGUAAGGGAAAUGUGCUAGAUUUUAGUAAAAUAUUGACACGCUCCGAGCAAACACAAGAGAAGUGUGUGUUCUUGAAUGAGGAAACAAUGCAGUCAAUAAAGCUUAAUUUAGAAACAGUUGGGAAAACUUGGUCUCUGAUGAAGUCACAUUGUACACAAGUAGUGCAAAACAUGUUAAGGGCUUGCAAAGAAGAGUUAGAAACCAUUGCUUGGAAUGCUGAUGACGGAGCUGCCAGUUCAUUUUUAGACUUUGCAGCUCUGUAUAUUCAAGUAAUCCAGUUGGUUACUGAAAUAUUGGACAAAUCUCUUCCAAAAAAAUCUUGCAUUAUUGGCAUGACAUCACUUGAUAUCAUACUGGAAAGAUUAGACAUGAAUCUCCGAAGGCUGAGGUAUGGCUUUUCAGGUUUGCAAAGAGACGAAGAAUGUCAUAUUCUAGAGUUGACGUUGCUUAGCUAUGCUUUUAGACUAUUGGAGAUUGGAGUAAGCCCACAACCUAUAUUGGCGAGGCUGACUUCUACAAUUUCUCGUUUGGAGUUCCUUUGUGAAGGACCAUCUAAUCUUUCUGAUUUUGCCAAAGAAGUAAAGCAUGCUUGUACUGAAGGCACAGCAGCCUUAUUUUCUAAUACAUAUGUUUUUCGUAAGUUACUUGAACUCUUCUAUCCUGAGCAGAUAACAUUUACUGGAAGAUUUAAACAGAAAAAGGCAGAAGUGUUAGUCAUUGGUAAUGAUUCAGAGAAUCCUCUGACUUUCGUGUCAGGUUUGCCUGUCGGAAUCUUCUUCCGUAUAACACUGUUUGAAAUACUAAAUAGUGACAGGUUGUGGCUCUUGUUGGCCGUGGGUGAGUCAAUUCAAUAUGUCUUUCUUGAUUUAAUCCAAUUUGAAGGCUGUGAUGCAGUGAGAAGCUGCACUCUUAAUGUUCCAUUUCACGGAACUCCAAAAGCAGCAUCAUUUUUGCUAAGGGCUUCUGUAGGUAUUGAGUGUCCAUCUGAAGACGUCACAAGCCACAGUAAAGGUCAGGGAGGGCCAUUAGAUGAUUAUGCUAUAAUCUGCAAGGAAAAUGAUGUUCAUUUUAUUAGUGUCAAUAACAGAUGAUAUUUGGAAGCUGUGAGCUGGGAGUCAAUGCUACAUUUCUGCAUAUGUUCUCUAUGGGGUAAGUCUGUGAUCAACUUGUGCAAAGCAACUAGGUCUGGAGUAACCAGGUGAAACCUUUGCAUGAUCAUCAAUAGAAAGAACUGGUGUAUACAGCGACACAGAGAAGCAGAUUGAAGCAGUGAAACAGUUGGUCAAUGAAUUAGUGAAUCAUGGAUUAUAUGAAGUUCUUUGUUAUGAAGAACUUUGCUAACUUGGUAAUCAUGUCAAGAAUCCAGUAUCGGAUGGGAGAUGCCCUCAGCAUGACUAUAUUUUCCACCUCAUCCUUCAACAAGCUUGAGGUUCCACCUGGUGCACCUCCCAAACAACAACCCGAUUACCAUAGACUAGAUACACUAUUGAGUAUUGAGUAUUGACAAUCAACAAGCAGUCCAACUUCAGCAGCAGCCACUUGAAGAAUCUUCUGCAUCGGCUGCCAGGAAAUUCCAUGAUCAACAGGGUUAUGAUUCAACACCUUCCUAUGGAACAGUGGACAAACUGUCACAAGAAGGAUCCGCCUCUGCUUAUUGUGCACCCCCAUCUCAGCUAGGUACAGGAGCAAACCUGUGGCUCUGAAUCGAUAUGGCCAAACAACACAACUGAUCCAUCCUAGUUAGUUAUGGGCAGCCUUCACAGAUGCAGAAGUCGCCAUGUACUCCGGUUGUCAAGCAGACUAUAUGCAGAUGGUUGUAGGCAAAAGCGGUCCUGUGGACUGCCGCCGCAUAGCCAACCAGGUUAUAGUCAGCAGCAGCACCCAUUGACUCAUGGUGAUGAUGGUUAUUCACAGCCUCCUGCAUGUCCUCAAGGACAAUGAUACUCUUUUUUAUGCUUCUACUGCUGCACCAAUUGUUUCAAAAGUAAUUGUAAGCAAGGCACUCCCAACCUGAUAUUGCCCAGUAAGUCCUUUGUAGGGUUGUGGCCCUUGUGGACCAUUUUAUCAUUGUGCUGGUUCAGUAUCUAAGUGUUAAUGAUAACGGGGCUUUGUAUUGUGUUUUACAGCUUUCCAAUGAUGUGAUUUAGAUUAUCAGAUUGCUGGUAUGUUUUGUUGUCUUUUAUGCUAACUCAUCAACAUGCAGAAUGAAGUUAUCUGGUGAUAAAAGACUUGGCAACUUCGAUAUUUAGGAUGUAUUAGAAGCUCCUGUGAAUUAUAGUCAAUAGGCACAGACGUAAAUAAAUUUAUUUGGUGGCAGAUUUACAGCCAGUUAGAGCCUAUUUGUUUGGACCACAUGUUUGUGGCGAGUCUGAUCUUGGUAGGAAAUUUCUAAUUUUAUGUUUGACAGUGUUAGGCAUUGUCUGUUCAAGUGGCAGUUCAAGUUCACCUUUUGUGGUCUGAGUGGUACUGUCUUGCACUAAUUUUUAGUACUCCCCAUGUUCCUGCUUUUUAUCCACGUUGUUCUGUAUCACAGUUUGCCAAUCUGUUUGCAGCGGCUAUGGGAUCCUAAAGAUGUCUUUUCUAAAAGUGAUGGGGUAGAGAUUGUUAUACCUUUUCUUGCAGCUUCCUGGAGCUGUUUCUUUAGAAGAAUCUUUUCUUUUGUGCAGAUGUUUGGAACCGAAAGAUUCUGCAUAAUCUCUAGAAGGGGAGAAUUGGCCGAUGUGGUUUUGAGUUAAUGAUCAUUUUAUUGCUAUCAAAAACUUGCAUAAACCAGAAGAUCAUCGUCUGUUGCAUGGGACAGCCCACGCAGGGUGAAGUGUUUCAUCUCUCGCAAAAUCUUAUACAGAAGGUGAUUUCUUGGACUCGCAUGAUAUCUACAAACCAAGGACUGGUGACAAUGGCCAUUUCUCGGAGCGGCGACUGCAAUGAUAGCCCACAUGCACAGUGGAUUAGCAUUCAUCUUCUGCACCCUAUGUCUCGGCUUUCACCGACAACUAACUGGAGGUGUUCGAGCUGCUUUGACCUGCAGUCCCCAACGAAGCUCACUUGCAGAAUGGAAGGUAAUCUCUUGCCCUUAUCAGUAACCAAAUGGAAGUCCCAUUACCGUAUUCUUAUUCUCCUGUGUUCAUUUAAUGCUAACUUAAAUGUUGAGUAUACCCUUCAUUCCCACCAGCCUCUCUGCAAGUACACUUCAAAUCUCUUGCCAAAUCAGAACACAGCAACUAGACCAAGAAUAGAUAUAGAGAGAGACCAGUGUCACUGUCAUUGGCACAACUAAGCAACAGAUUGGAGGAAAGUAAUUAAGUUUUCGUGUCAAUCUCUCUUUUGUUCCUGGCAUCCAACUCCCUAUUUCUACUUUUUCUUGCGUCUGAAGGCUUUCCCACCUCCUGCUCAUCCUUAUGCCAUAUAUAAUCACCACUAAACAGAGCCCUUCCACUUCUAGGGAGAGGAGAGAGGUAAGAGUAUGAGCUCCGGGUGCAAGUCUUCUGUGAGCUGCGUCGACGCACGUCGGCCGGCUAGACCAACCUAUGUCAACCUCUACAGGUGGCCGGAGUCCGACGCCGAGUUCGUGAAGUCGAUGACAGGAGGAAGGGACGAGAGAGUCGGUGAUGACAACCUCGUCGACGGGAGGAGGAGGUGGAGUCCGAGCCCAAGGGUGGUGGAUAGUUACUCAUGCCGGCAGAUGUACCUAAGGAGCUACACCUUCUCCAAGGAGGAGACCGCCACGGAGAAGGCACGACAGUGCCUCGGCAAGGCUAAGCGACGAGCUGUCGUCCUGUUCCCUUUUCUCCAGCAGAAGACCGAGGGCCGCAGCUGUGUUCCUGCUCAUGCUGAUACCAAGAUGAGCAGACGUCGCAGCAGGAGGAAGGAGAAGAAGCGAAAGGUCUGCGGAACAGAUAAGAAGCCAAGAGAGAUCUCUUACUCCGCACUGUUCUCCAUUUUCUUCCGGUUCCUCUUCUGCACCUCCAGCGUCGAAGUAGUCGACAGAAGGUGAAUCAAAUCAAAAAGGUUGAUGAUAAACUCUUUUCCAGCUCCAAAGAAGGUGAGUUCUUGGAUCUAUUCUAUCUUAUAUUCUACUCUCAAAAUUACGUGUUUUGCAUCUAUCUUACUAAAGAUCAAAACUAAGAGUGAGAAAGAGUCUUAGUGUUUCCAGUUCCUGCUUGAUCAAGAGACUCAGCAAAACUGUUUUCAUACUCA
Molecule: messenger RNA, 5926 nt
Organism: Musa acuminata AAA Group (dessert banana)
Lineage: Eukaryota; Viridiplantae; Streptophyta; Magnoliopsida; Zingiberales; Musaceae
Product: protein SIEL
Exons: 14
Coding region: 7-2820 (937 amino acids)
Biological process (GO): intercellular transport
Cellular component (GO): endosome
Source: RefSeq, a predicted model, not a curated record